Messenger RNA from Knipowitschia caucasica, 1119 nucleotides. NCBI's taxonomy places the organism in Eukaryota, Metazoa, Chordata, Actinopteri, Gobiiformes, Gobiidae. The record is from the annotation of a GenBank genome assembly.
AUGCUGCGUGUGGAGCACAGGAUGAACUGCUGUGUCCUGGAGAUGGAAGGCCCCUCGGAGUCCUCAGAACCCUCAGAGCCCUCAGAACCCCUCAGGAUCCUGUACUCCCUGCUCCUCUCUCUGCUCCUGCUCCCAGCUGCUCUCAUGAACCUCACGCUUCUGCUGACGCUGCUGUGGAGUGGAGACCCCGACCACAGGGCCCCCCCAGAGCACAGGGGUUCCUCCAGGGGCCCCGGGUCCUGUUUCACCCUCAGCCUGGGCGCCUCUGACCUGCUCCUGAGCCUCAGUGUGGUGCCUGCUGCUCUGUAUUGUGCUGCUGCGGGGGUCCGGAGAGUGGAGGAGGAUAGUCUGUGGUGUCAGACUGGAGGAUUCCUCCUGGUGCUACUACAGACCUCCUCCCUUCACUCUCGCAUGUGGGCUGCAGUGGGACAGUACUCAGAGAUCCGUCACGCUCUCAGUAACGACCGCCUCUGGACCUCGAUGCGGAUCCGCGUCCUCGUUCUUCUUUUGUGGCUCUACAGCAUCAUUAAUGCUGCACUUCCUGUCCUCCGGGUCGGAAAGUACAGGUACAGUCCGGCACGCGCCCUGUGUGUCCUCAGUCUUGUUGAAGUGGAUGCCAUAUCCAGGGGCAUGUCGUUGUCGUGGCUAAGCAUCUCAAUGGCAACACCACUGGUGCUAGCAUGCGUGCUGCAGGGCUACGUGGCACAUGUGGCGCGUGUGCAGGCACGCAGGGGAACCUUCAGGUGCAACGAGACGCACUGCUUCUACAUCCCAGCCCAGGCCUACGAGAGGAGCGCACACGCCCUGCUCAUAAGCACAGCGUCCCUGGUGCUCUGCUGGGCCCCAUACCUCUCUGUGUGCCUGUAUGAAGGCCUGAGUCUGGACCUGGUCCCUCUGUGGGUUUCUCAGGGCUCCAUGUUCCUGGUCCUGAGCAGCUGUGCCGUGAACCCUGCGGUCACCUGUCUCACUCAAAUUCAGUAUCGUACGGCGGCCCGCGUCUUCAUGUCCCGCCUCCUUCAGCUCACCAUGCACCCGAGCCCCGCCUACCCGCCUGAGGCAACCAAUCAGAUCUCCACGACUAGGACCUCACUUCCUGGUGUGUUGGUAGUCACGACAUGA